This is a messenger RNA of Pedinophyceae sp. YPF-701, 1212 nucleotides long. The record is from the annotation of a GenBank genome assembly. NCBI's taxonomy places the organism in Eukaryota, Viridiplantae, Chlorophyta, Pedinophyceae.
AUGCGCGGCGAAACGAACCUACAGGACCUCGAGAGCGGCCCCUACUUUGGGAGCUAUGCUCUACAGGGGCGCCGCAAAAAGAUGGAGGACUCGGCAAUUUUAGCACCGUGUCUCGUCAAGUGCAAGGCCGAACUCGGCUCGGCCGGGACGUCACUCUCGAGGCCGCUGCACGACGCCAUCGAGGAUCCGAGCCCCCUGUACACCGACGCCAACGAGCCGGCGGGCGCCAAAGAAGACAUCCUGCACUUUUUCGCCGUCUACGACGGGCAUGGCGGAGCCGUUGCGUCGCGUUUUUGCGCGAAGCGGCUGCACCAUUUCUUCUCCGCGCGCCUGCACUUGCUGGCGUCCCUCCCGCCCGGCGCGGCCCCCCCGGCCAUGCCGUGCCAGGACGGUCCGGCCGCCGAGACCGGCGGAGCUGAGGACGAGCACGUCGCGGCCGCGGGCGAGAAGUCGGCGAGCAGCCUCGCCAGCAGUAUCCAGGAGGACUGUUUCGGUCCGCAGACGGUCGACCUGCGGCAGCUGCGGCCGCUCACCGCGGACAUGAUCACCGACGCGCUCGAGUACGCGUUCCUGGAGGCGCACGAGCGCUUCUGCCGGAAGACCGCGGUCGAGCUUAUCGGCACCACGGCCACCGUCGGCGUCGUAUCAUCGACGCACAUCUUCGUGGCGUUCUCCGGCGACUCGCGCGCGGUGCUGCGCAAGCACGGCGUGGCGUACCCCGUGACGCUGGACCAGAAGCCGGAGCGGCCGGACGAGGCGGAGCGGAUCAAGGCGGCAGGCGGGAACAUAUACGUGACGGACGGGCAGCGCGUGGAGGGCAUCCUCGGCAUGACGCGGGCCAUUGGAGACUCGGCGCUGACCACGGCGGGCGUGACGCCGCUGCCCGAGGUGACGGUGCUGCGGCGGGCGCCCGGGGACGAGAUGCUCGUGCUCGCGUCGGACGGCCUGUGGGAGUGCGUGAGCAACGAGGUGUCGGUGGAGGCGGCGCACCGGUGUCUGGAGCUGGUGGCGGAACGCGGCAAGGGGCGCAACGUGGGAGCGAAGCACGCAGCGAAGGUGCUCGCGAACCACGCUUUCAAGAAGGGCAGCGGGGACAACAUCACCGUGCUCGUGCUGGACCUCGCGGGGCCGGACGACCGAAAACCAAAGACGCAGUCAGCCUCGGAAGGGAAGGCCGGGGGCGGCGAGCCGAUGGACGUCGACGGGGGAUGA